Exserohilum turcica Et28A is the source of this 1147-nucleotide messenger RNA. RefSeq lists its product as uncharacterized. The coding region runs from base 1 to 1083 and encodes 360 amino acids. The transcript is spliced from 2 exons. Lineage: Eukaryota; Fungi; Ascomycota; Dothideomycetes; Pleosporales; Pleosporaceae. The record is from RefSeq and is a predicted model, not a curated record. Gene Ontology annotation, cellular component: lipid droplet. Gene Ontology annotation, biological process: lipid storage. Gene Ontology annotation, molecular function: lipase activity.
AUGUCUUCUACACCUGCUUCCCUGAUUCAUCUCCGCACACCGCCAGAGCCCGGUAAGAAAUCGGCCUCCCGGACCUACAUCAUCUACUUUGUUACCGGCAACCCAGGACUCGUUGAAUACUACCGUACCUUUCUAACACAUCUGUAUGGUCUCCUGAGCCAUAAUACAGCAUCAGACCGCGAUGUUGAGUUUCAGGUGUAUGCAAGGAGUCUGUCUGGGUUUGAAAUGAAUACUGCCGAGAUCAAGACCAUCAAGUGGCGCAAACAGCCGCCAUAUGGACUGCAAGACCAAAUCCGACAUGCUGAAGAUGAGUUGACAGAUUUGGUGGAGGAGGUGAAAGAGCAGGGUGCAAAGGAUGUUCGAGUCAUCUUGAUGGGACAUUCGGUUGGCGCGUAUAUCUCUCUGGAAAUCAUUCGUAGGCUGAGGGCGCAUGGCCUGGCUGGUGACGAUUUCGAGACCAGAGUCGUUGGCGCCAUAGGUCUGUUCCCGACAAUUGUGGACAUUGCCAGGAGCGAGAGCGGGAUGAAGGCUGCUCCCUUCCUCAAGAACUCCAAUUUUGCAGUAUUUGCUUCACUCUUUGUCUACUUUCUAACCUGUCUACUUCCCAUGUCUUUUAUAGCUACGCUCGUGGCAAAAUUCAUGGGCUUCCCUCCGGAUGCUGCAAACACGACAGCCGCCUUCAUCAAGUCUCCCCACGGCAUCCAACAAGCGCUUCACAUGGCGCGCGAUGAGAUGUUCCAGAUCGACACCGACAUCUGGGACGAGGAAAUCUGGGGCGCCUCAGCCUCGGAGCCGCCAACCAAGCACCCACACCCAAGGCCUAUUUUGCGCUUCUUGUUUGCGCGGACCGAUCAUUGGGUUGCGGAUGCAACACGGGAUGCUCUGAUCAACAGUCGCGGUCGAUUUGACGCAGGCGAAGUCGACGAGGCAGAUGGUCUGGGCGAAAAUUGGAAACCCAUCAUGGACAUUGAUCAUCGAGAAGGAUGGCCGCAUGGGUUCUGUAUUAGGCAUGGCGUACCGGUGGCCGAGAAGGUGGCGGGGUAUGUUAGGAGCAUUGUGGCGCAGGAUAUGGCGAGGAACUAGUUUCUCUUGAGAGCCGCAGAUGUCAGCCUGGCUUAACCUGCUUCUUCCUCCCUUCACUCUUCUC